AUGGCAAAUAAACGCGUUGGCUGGAAGUUCAGCGGCAGCCAGGCGGCCAAGGAGGCCUCAUCGCUAUGUGCGAUCCUAACGGAAAGCCCAUUUUGCCUCCUCGAGGUGAAACCGCCGAGACUUGCCAGUUGCCAUACCACUGAAAAGGCUGUCGUUAAUGCCGUCCUUUGCGGUACUGGAAACGCUUAUGCACCCGAUGACGUGUUUAUGACCGUUGGGUGCAAACAAGCCAUCGAGCUUGCAGUUGACAUCUUGGCUAAACCAAAAGCUAACGUCCUGCUUCCGAGCCCUGGCUGGCCAUGGGAUGUAGUUCGCGCCAUCUACAAGAAACUUGAGGUCCGCUGA
This is a messenger RNA of Eruca vesicaria subsp. sativa (arugula), 345 nucleotides long. The record is from the annotation of a GenBank genome assembly. NCBI's taxonomy places the organism in Eukaryota, Viridiplantae, Streptophyta, Magnoliopsida, Brassicales, Brassicaceae.